UCGCGAGCUGGAGGCGGAGGGCCUCGACGGCGAGCCUCGACGGCGUCCCUGCGGGAGGUCCAGGAUGGCGGUCUCCUCGUUCUUCAAGGCGCUCGCCAAGGGGCACAGGCUGUUCCAGACGAGCGUGCUGCUGCAGACGCGCGAGUACUUCGACAAGAGCACGCUGCACGGCGUGCGCUACAUCGCGGAGACGCGCCGCCCCUUCUACGAGAAGUUCAUGUGGUUCUGCACGACGAGCAUCGGCACGGUGGCCGCGCUCGUCAUCAUCGCCUCGCUGUGGCAGAAGUUCCAGACCAAGCCCACCAUCACGGGGCUGGACACCGACUUCCACAACUGGGACGUGCCCUUCCCCGCCAUCACCCUCUGUCAGAGCGACCCGUCCAACCGCUCGCUCGUGCAGGACUACGUCGCCAGACACUGGAAGGACGCGAACGAAGAGAAGCGCACCUACUACGAGAACUUCCUGGUGGCGCUGGCCAACAUCUCGUACGACAGCAUCGGGCUGCUGGAGCCCUACUUCGACGACCCCGACCUGCCGCAGACCAACCUCAAGCAGAUCGUGUACGAGGUGGUGAGCCGCUGCCACGUGCUGGUGGAGUGCGCGUGGAAGGGCGACCCCGAGCUGGACUGCUGUCCCUUCUUCACGCCCAUCUUCACGGAGAACGGCUUCUGCUACUCCUUCAACCUGGCCUUCAACGAGACCGAGUGGCCGUAUGAAUACAACAGGAGGCCGGUCUUCAGGCGGGAGUACAUCCAGGAGACGGACAUGACCUGGUCCAUGUCCAUCGACACCGACGACCCGCAGAACAACACUGUGUUUGUGUACAUCGGCAGCUCGGACUACCUGCCGACGCUGGACCUGUCGCCGCACCACUCGUGGACGCGCCGCAUCUCGCGGCUCUCGUUCGAGGCCAAGGAGACGUACACGACGGAGGAGUGCCGGCAGCUGUCCAUCCAGCAGCGGCGCUGCGUGUUCGCCGACGAGAUCGACCUGGUGACGGACGACAAGUACACCUUCGCGGCCUGCAUGCGCCAGUGCCGCAUGGAGCUGGCGCAACGCCUGUGCGGCUGCCUGCCCUUCUUCUACCCGCCGGCCCGCAAGGUCAAGGGCUACAAGUAUAACUUCCGCUACUGUUCGCUGAAGGAGCUGGGCUGCAUUGCCAAGCACGCUGAGAAGUUCAGCACGCGACACAUCGAAUGCAACUGCGAACUGGGCUGCAAGCACACGGUCUACGAGAUGGAGAAGCUGCACGAGCCCGGGCCGGACAUGGAGGGAAGCCCACUCGAGAUCGGCUUCGUCUCCUGGCCCAUGGUGAGGUACAAGAGGGAAGUCCUGUUCGGCUGGGUCGAUCUGCUUGUGGCGUUUGGUGGCAUCGCGGGCCUGUUCCUGGGCUUCAGCCUGCUGAGCGGCGUGGAGAUCGUGUACUACUUCACGGUGAGGGCCCUGUGCAUGGUGUGUCGGGACAAGGACGAGCUGCAGCGCCUCACCGAGGAGUACGACAGGGCGGCCAAGCCGAAGGUGGACUUGUCUCUGCGGCCCCACUUCAUGGAGGCGCCCCACGAGAACGACUCGGCCAGAGACAGGGACGACGGCAACACCGUGGGCGGCCUCGGCUACGGCGGCGGCCGUGGCUUCCUGCAGGGGCAGCAGCAACGACGCAGAAUGUCCAUCCGCAGCCACAACGACAGGAACCAGAACCAGUGGCCGAUCCCGUACUUGCCGUAGAUCGCU
Messenger RNA from Thrips palmi, 1732 nucleotides. Its product is annotated as sodium channel protein Nach-like. Gene Ontology annotation, biological process: sodium ion transmembrane transport. The record is from RefSeq and is a predicted model, not a curated record. Gene Ontology annotation, molecular function: ligand-gated sodium channel activity. Bases 65 to 1726 code for a protein of 553 amino acids. Gene Ontology annotation, cellular component: membrane. The transcript is spliced from 11 exons. Lineage: Eukaryota; Metazoa; Arthropoda; Insecta; Thysanoptera; Thripidae.